UAACAGUAACCUCCCAUUACCAGCAAAACCAUUUCUGAUGCAGAGCAGGAGGCAGAGAGAACAGAAGCCAAGAGUGCCGAGCAGCCAUGGCCUCUGUGACACCCGUAGAGGAAAUUGAAGAUGAAAUCAAAUGUCCCAUCUGCCUGAAGUAUCUGACAGACCCAGUGUCCAUACACUGUGGGCACAACUUCUGCCGAGUCUGCAUCACUCAGCACUACGAAACGUGGGCAGAGGGGGACUAUGACCCUGUGUGCUGCCCCAACUGCAGAGCCCUCAUCCGGAAAGGGACUCUCCGGCCCAACUAUCAGCUAGCAAAUAUAGUUGACAAAAUUAAACAAAUGGAUUUAAAACCAGGAAAAGAGAAAUUGUGUGAGAGACACAAUAAAACCCUGGAUCUGUUCUGUGAAGAGGACGGGGAAGCCUUGUGUGUGGUUUGUGAGAGAUCCCCAGAGCAUGGUGCUCACACAAUGAUUCUCAUGGAGGAGGCUGCCCAGAAAUACAAGGAAAAGAUCCAGGCCCACUUGGAGACUCUGAGGGAAGAGAGAGAAAAGCUGCUGGGAUUUAAAGCGACUGGAGAGGGAAAAAGUCAGAAGUAUCUGAUGCAGACACAAACCGAGAGGCAGAAGAUUUUAUCUGAAUUUCAGCAACUGCAGCAGUUCCUGCAGAAACAAGAGCAACUCCUGCUGGCCAGGCUAGAAAACCUGGAAAAGGAGAUUUUGAAGAUACAGAAUGAGAAUGUCACUAAACUCUCUGAGAAGAUUUCCUGUCUCCGUGACCAGAUCAGUGAGCUGGAGGGGAAGUGUCAGAAGCCAGCCAAUGAAUUCCUGCAGGAUUUCAGAAGCACCUUGAGCAGGUGUGAGAAGGGGAAGUUCCAGCAGCCAGUGGAGAUUUCUCCUGAGCUGGAAAAGAGACUUAGUGAUUUCUCCCAGAAAAAUAUUGCUGUAAUGGAGACUCUGAGAAAGUUCAAAGACACUCUGUGCUGCAAACUGGAGACAGAAAGAGAGAAAUUACUACGAUCCUUCAGACCAGUGAAUGUGACUCUAGAUCCAGACACGGCUCAUCCCGUCCUAGUCCUGGCUGAUGAUCAGAAAAGUGUCAGAUGGGGAGACACACGGCAAGAUCUACCAGACAAUCCUAAGAGAUUUGACACUGAGCUCUGUGUGCUGGGCUGUGAGGGAUUCACCUCGGGGAAACAUUCCUGGGAAGUGGAGGUGGGGGAUGAGGGACACUGGGCUGUGGGGGUCGCCAGAGAAUCUGUAAGAAGAAAGGGAGGGAUCAGCCGUAACCCUGAGGGGGGGAUCUGGGCUGUGGGGCAGUGGGGGGGUCAGUUCAAAGCUCUCAUCUCUAUGGAGACCCCACUGCCCCUGAGCUGGGUCCCCAAAAGGAUCCAGGUUUUUCUAGACUGUGAGCAGGGGCAGGUGACAUUUUUUGAUGUUAAUAAGGAGGCCCCGAUCUUCACUUUCCCACCAGCCUCCUUCACUGGGGAGAGAAUCCGUCCCUGGCUCUGGGUGUGGGGAUCCCAGAUCAGAAUAUUUCAGAGUUACAGGGGGAAUAGCCAUUGGGGACCCUGAAAUCAUCCUCUCUAGCCUCACACACCCUCGUCACCAUGACCCUGGAGGACUUCUCUCUUCCCCAAGACUUUCUGCAGUGCAGUCUCAAGGACCCUGGAUGCUCCAUGGGCUCUCAGGUCUGGACUGUCAAACCACAGGGAUCAGGGAGAAGCCAAUCUCAUCACCCCAGGGAUUGUCCAAUCUGUUUCUCAUUGUUCUCUAUGGUCCAGGAGGAUUCUGGGGAUCCUUGGUCACAGAGUGUCAUGGAAACAUGGGAGAACUAGGCCAAUGGAAAUGAAAAAAUAGGCUUCUCUAGCCACAGUCAUCCUAGUGUCUAUGACCUUGGAGGACUGUCAUCUAACUAACCCCUCACUCAUCUCUCUGACUGUGGAGGACUCCUGUCUUCCCAAACCCCAGUACCUCAUCUCCCCCCUCACUGCCAGGAGCAAAAGAGAUGGGAAGGGGGAGGCGGUGAAAAACUCUUGGAGCUGCAGAAGGAGUAGAUAUACCAGGAGGGGCAGAGGUAAAUGGUCAAAACUGAUGGAGUUUCAGGGUGAGAAGUGAUGUGGGAACUGGUGCCUUAAUUAAUAGCUGGGCUGGGGAACAGGCAGAUGUGGGGUGGCAGGAACACAACAUGAAUUAAUUGGGGUUUGGGGAGUAGCUGGAGACUCUGCAUCAGCAGAGAGAACCUGGGAGAGGGAGACCCAGGGACUGAGGAGUGUGACCUCCAGGCCACCAGGGAAGGGAUGCUGCUGUGGGAAGGAAUUGGGGGUGGUGUGAUGUCAUCUGGAUGAAUGUGAGCUGGCUCUUUGGAGGGGAGAAGGACAUACAGGGCAGGUUUAACCAGAAAGGAGAGACGAAAUGAAAGUGAAAAAAAUAAAGUGAAACGAGUAAAGGGAGAAGCCUGAGGAAAGUGGCAGAAACUGAAAUGAAGAGUGAAAGCAAAACAAUCCUGAGAAGGGAAAACGCUCAGAGGACACAGAGGGGAAAGGAAAAACUCAGGGGAGAGAACUGGGAACCUAAGGUGGAAUGAUCUAUGAAUGUGACUAGAGAAGAACUAAGGAGAUACAGAGACAUAGAUGGAAAACGUGCUAUAAAAAACGAUGUGUAGAACUGGAUAAAGUAAAAGGAAAGGGUGAAGAAAAGAGAACACAAGAGGGAUACGGAGAUUUAUAAAAUGCUGCUGAAAGUCAGACUGGUUAUGAAAAUUCCCUCUCAGCUCCUUUUGAGCCUGACAUUUACUUAAGAGAAAUGAAGCAUAUUUUUUCCUUGUUUAUUUCCCAGUUGUAAUUUUGAAGGCAGUCAUGAGAUUCCCCCUCACCCUCAAUGGUUGUGUCACCCCAACAUCAAUGAGG
Messenger RNA from Trachemys scripta elegans, 2905 nucleotides. Its product is annotated as tripartite motif-containing protein 10-like. NCBI's taxonomy places the organism in Eukaryota, Metazoa, Chordata, Testudines, Emydidae. The record is from RefSeq and is a predicted model, not a curated record. Gene Ontology annotation, molecular function: protein binding; zinc ion binding. The transcript is spliced from 7 exons. Bases 87 to 1571 code for a protein of 494 amino acids.